UGUUUGCGAAAUGGGGAGUGCCAGAUGUAGAUCUGUUCGCUUCAACACGAGCUCAUGUGGUACCCAAAUAUGUGAGUCUAGACCAACGGGAUCGACAAGCAUGGAAACACAAUGCGUUUGCUUGGGAGUGGACGUUCAGGUUAGCGUGGGUAUUUCCUCCUCCGAGUGUCCUGCCCCGAGUUUUGAUGCAUCUCAAUCGAGCGAAAGGUAUGUACCUAAUAGUAGCACCGAGGUGGCCGCGGGCAUUUUGGAGAGCAGAUCUGAAGUCGCGAGCGAUAGCUCCACCCUUCACCGUCCGCCACCUGGAGACCAAACUAAUAGAUCUGACCACGGGCCUCCCUCCACCAAAGGUAAAGAAUAUGGUUCUCGAAAUUUGGAAAUGUGGGGGUGGACGCAAGCAUUAGAAACAUGGUCAAGCCAGCAAAAAUCGCUCUUGCGGUCAGGAUGGCGAGGCUCUACUCUUAAAACGUAUAAACCUGCUUGGGAACGGUGGAUUAAUUGGUGUUUAAAACACAAUGUCGACAUUAAGAAUCCAACAGGAUCUGAUUUAGCCAAAUAUUUAGCUGAUUUGCAUUUAGUCGAAAAACUUGCAUAUAGGACAAUUUUAGUUCAUAAAUCAGUCGUGUCCACUUUAUGUAAAACGGAGGACAAUUCUAAGUUAAGUUCGAAUAUUUUAGUAAAACAGAUAUUAAAAGCUAUAGCAAAUACUAGCCCAAAAUUGCGCGCGGGUAACAUUUGGGAUACUUCCAUUUUGAUAUCAUGGUUAACUAAUCAUAAUGUGCAGAAUAGUAGUAACUUGUGGGAAAUUUCACGCCGUUGUGCCAUUAUAUUAUUAUUGUGUUCAGGUCGUAGAAUACAUGACUUGACACUUUUGAGUGUUGCAGAAGGCUUUUAUGUAGAUAGUACCGUAGAAAAUUCUAUAGUUUUUUGGCCCAAACAUGGAUCUAAGACUGACUCGGAUUCAUAA
Messenger RNA from Colias croceus (clouded yellow), 967 nucleotides. RefSeq lists its product as uncharacterized. The record is from RefSeq and is a predicted model, not a curated record. The coding region runs from base 11 to 967 and encodes 318 amino acids. NCBI's taxonomy places the organism in Eukaryota, Metazoa, Arthropoda, Insecta, Lepidoptera, Pieridae. The transcript has 2 exons.